Molecule: messenger RNA, 2581 nt
Organism: Solea solea (common sole)
Lineage: Eukaryota; Metazoa; Chordata; Actinopteri; Pleuronectiformes; Soleidae
Gene: mmp16b
Product: matrix metallopeptidase 16b (membrane-inserted)
Exons: 11
Coding region: 337-2199 (620 amino acids)
Biological process (GO): collagen catabolic process; skeletal system development; extracellular matrix organization
Cellular component (GO): extracellular matrix
Molecular function (GO): metalloendopeptidase activity; zinc ion binding
Source: RefSeq, a predicted model, not a curated record
UGAGAGAAAUCAAAGCGCAGGCGUGGAGUCAGGAGGGAGGGAGGGUAUCUUGCGCAGACUGGCUACUGUACAUGGCCACUGAUGCUGCUGGGUAGAUGUAGCCCCUGAUGUAAAUAAGAAUGGCGAGAGCGCGUCCAACAUGCCGCGUUAUCUCCGCUUGACAUCGCAACAUUUCGACGCCACCAUCGGGAUAUUUCUUUUUUAUUUUUUCGUCCUCCAGUUUUCAUGCCCACUCUUUGCCUUGACAGCUCGCCUGAUGGUUUUCAUUUGACACGAGAGCCACAGCAGCAGACGGGCGGCUUCUUCUAAUAAACACUCGGGGAAAAACAGGUCAUUAUGACCUUAGUAUCCACCAGUAAAAGAAAACCAUCGGAUUGCUUUUACGCAGCAGCAUUCUGCUUGCAUUUUCUGCUUUGGAUUCCGUGUGCCGUGUCCGGAGAGGAGCAUCAUCACUUCAGCGUUGAGGGAUGGCUACAGAGGUACGGCUACCUUCCCCGCACAGAACCGGGAAUGUCAGUCCUGCGCUCGGCACAAACCAUGCACUCGGCCAUCGCUGCCAUGCAGCGCAUCUAUGGUCUCAAUGUCACAGGGACACUGGAUGAGAAAACCAAGGAUGAUAUCACGCUGAGUUGGAUGCAAAAGCCUCGCUGUGGAGUUCCGGACAAAUUUAAAAGUGCUUCGAGGUCACGUAGCCGGCGAUACGCGCUGACAGGACAGAAGUGGCAGCGGACGCACAUCACCUACAGCAUUAAAAAUGUCACGCCAAAGGUGGGUGCCCGCGAGACCCACGAUGCCAUACGUCGGGCGUUUGAUGUCUGGCAGGGUGUGACUCCGUUACGCUUCGAGGCCGUUCCGUACAGCGCCCUGGAGACUGGCAGGCGCGACGUGGACAUCACCAUCAUCUUCGCUUCUGGUUUCCACGGUGACAGCUCACCCUUCGACGGGGAGGGAGGCUUCCUGGCGCAUGCCUACUUCCCCGGCCCGGGCAUCGGAGGGGACACACACUUUGACUCAGACGAGCCGUGGACCCUGGGGAACCCCAACCAUGAUGGUAACGACCUGUUCUUGGUUGCGGUUCACGAGCUGGGCCAUGCCCUCGGACUUGAGCACUCUAACGACCCCACUGCUAUCAUGGCUCCUUUCUACCAGUACAUGGACACAGAGAACUUCAAACUACCUCAUGAUGACCUGCAGGGCAUCCAGAACAUCUAUGGUCCACCAGACAGAGCUCCGCAGCCAACCAGGCCCCCACCCACAGUCCCUCCACCUCGCUUCCACCCUCCCUCAGACCCGCGGAAGCACGAUCGCCAUGCCAGACCUCACCGUCCACCGCAGGGGGCCAAGCCCUCCAACCCCAACUCCAAACCCAACAUCUGUGACGGGGGCUUCAACACGCUGGCCAUCCUGAGACAGGAGCUUUUUGUGUUCAAGGACCAAUGGUUCUGGAGGGUACGUGAUAACUCAGUAGUCCCUGGCUACCCCAUGCAGAUCAACUACUUCUGGAAAGGCUUGCCUCCCAAAAUCGAUGCAGUCUAUGAAAACAGUGAAGGGAAAUUCGUCUUUUUUAAAGGAAACCGUUUCUGGGUCUUCAAGGACACAACUCUCCAGCCUUCAUACCCUCAGGACAUCUCGCUGUUUGGGAGCGGCAUGCCCACUCAGAGCAUCGAGACAGCUCUCUGGUGGGAGGAUGUCGCGAAAACCUACUUCUUUAAAGGAGACAGAUACUGGAGGUACAAUGAGGACAUGAGGACCAUGGACCCCGGUUAUCCCAAACCCAUCACCAUCUGGAAGGGCAUCCCAGAGUCUCCGCAGGGUGCUUUCGUGGAUAAGGCUAAUGGUUUUACCUACUUUUACAAAGGAAAGGAGUACUGGAAGUUCAACAACCAGCUGCUGAGAGUGGAGCCUGGCUACCCGAGGUCCAUCCUGAGGGACUUCAUGGGUUGCGAUGGCCUCCCUGCUGACCCUGACUGGGACUGGAACCCCCCGGUGGCAGAGGAGCGCCACUAUGACAAUGGUGAUGUGGACGUUGUCAUCAAACUGGACAGCACGGGGGGCACCGAGAAAGCAGUGGCCAUAGCUAUCCCCUGUGUCCUGGCGCUGUGCAUGAUGGUCCUCCUCUACACUGUUUUCCAGUUCAGGAGGAAGAGCACAAAGCGGCACAUACUGUACUGCAAGCGCUCCAUGCAGGAGUGGGUCUGAGGGAUUGUUAUAUAGAGAUGGGAUGUGAAGCUCUGAUAAAGGUCUAGUUAUUGCUUGAAGCCCUAAGUACUGUUCUUGGAAGCACUGGUAAGGGUGCAGUACGUGAGGAUUGCCAUGUUGGCAAAUUUGAAAAUGGCUUGUGCUAAUAAUGUGCAAGGUGCAAGGAAGCGUACCAAUCAGCAGAACUCAUCUGAAGACAGUGAGGGAGCCACAUCUCCCGUGUCCAGCCAAUAUGUAUGUAUCUGCUUUUUGUUUUGUUUGUUUUGUUUUUUUCUCUCCUGUACAUUGAAAUGAACUCCAUUAAGUGAGACGGAGCAAAGCUCCUGUAAGUGGGACCUUUGUUCAUCCUCGUCUCUGCACGUCGCUUAAAAAAAGCCCCUCG